Messenger RNA from Aspergillus terreus NIH2624, 720 nucleotides. RefSeq names its product 66S preribosome component NOP16. Gene Ontology annotation, cellular component: nucleolus. Gene Ontology annotation, biological process: ribosomal large subunit biogenesis. Bases 1 to 720 code for a protein of 239 amino acids. Lineage: Eukaryota; Fungi; Ascomycota; Eurotiomycetes; Eurotiales; Aspergillaceae. The transcript has 2 exons. The record is from RefSeq and is a predicted model, not a curated record.
AUGGGUACCAUCCGCCAGAAGAAGAAGAACCGCUCUUCCGUCCCCAAGACCAAGGCCAAGCGGACCGGUCAGCUGAAGAAUGGCAACAAGAAAAUCAAUGUCCUAGGCAACGCCAUCAUUGCCGAGAACUGGGACCGCAAGCUCACUCUGACACAAAACUACCGCCGACUGGGACUCGUUCACCGUCUGAAUGCCCCCGCCGGUGGCUCGGAGAAGCGCGCGACAAAAGAUGGCACCAUCGUGACGGACCCCGAGGACCCCCUCUACAUCAAGAGUAGCACCGAGUCGAUUGCGAAGACCCUGGGGCUGGGCGAGGCUAAGGUCGAGCGCGACCCCGAAACCGGCAAGAUUAUCCGCGUGAUUGGAAACGACGACGAGGUGGAGAUCGCCGGGCGCAAGCGCCGCCGCUCCAACCCGCUGAAUGACCCGUUGAACGACCUGUCCGAUAACGAGGAAGAUGCAUCCGCUGGUCCCAACAAAAACGGGCCCAGUGCGAUUGUGCAGCAACUGGAGCGUCAGGCCGACAAGGAGAGCAGCCAGGUUGCCAAGAAGAAGCCUCGUCAUUUGAGCAAGCGCGAAGAAGAGUGGAUUGAGGCCCUGAUCCAGCGCCAUGGGGACAACGUCAGUGCUAUGGUUCGGGACCGGAAAUUGAACCCCAUGCAGCAGUCUGAGGGUGAUUUGAAGCGGAGGAUCCGCAAGUGGAAAGAGAUGCAAUCAUAA